AUGGCCGCCGCGCCGGACGCCAGCACGCUGCAGGCGCUGCGGGACGCGGCCAGCCGCCUGCGGGUGCGCUCGCUCAGGGCCACGUGCGCCUGCGGCUCCGGCCACCCCACGUCGUGCUGCAGCGCGGCCGAGAUCGCCGCCGUGCUGUUCCUGCACACGAUGAGGUACAAGCCGGCGGAGCCCGCGCACCCGGACAACGACCGCUUCGUGCUGUCCAAGGGCCACGCCGCGCCGCUGCUCUACGCCGCCUGGGCCGAGGCGGGCGCCGUGGGCGAGGCGGAGCUGCUGCGGCUGCGGCAGGCGCCCUGCGCCCUGGAGGGGCACCCCACGCCGCGGCUGCCCUUCGUGGACGUGGCCACCGGCUCCCUCGGGCAGGGCCUGGGCGCCGCGUGCGGCAUGGCCUACGCCGGCCGGUACCUGGACCGCGCCAGCUACCGCGUGUUCUGCCUGCUGGGCGACGGGGAGACGGCGGAGGGCUCGGUGUGGGAGGCGCUCGCCUUCGCCUCGCACUACCGCCUGCACAACCUGCUGGCCGUGCUGGACGUGAACCGCUGGGGCCAGAGCGGCGCCACGGCCCUCGGGCACCGCACCGACGUGUACGCGCGGCGCCUCGAAGCCUUCGGCUGGAACACCUGCCUGGUGGACGGGCACGACGUGGAAGCCCUGUGCCGGGCCUUCGGGCGCGCGAGUCAGGUGCAGGACAAGCCCACGGCCGUCAUCGCCAAGACCCUCAAGGGCCGGGGCGUCCCGAGCGUGGAAGAUGCCGGCAACUGGCACGGGAAGGCGGUGCCCAGAGAACCGGCGGAGGCGGCCAUCGCGCUCCUGGAGAGCCAGAUGCAGACCUGGGGCCCCUGCAGCCCCCGACCCCCGGUGGAGGACUCCCCGCCCGUGAGCAUCGCGGACCUCAGGAUGACCUUGCCGCCCGCUUACCGGGUCGGCGACCAGGUGUCCACCCGGAAGGCGUGCGGUUUGGCUCUGGCCAAACUGGGCCAUGCCAGCGACAGGGUGGUCGUCCUGGAUGGCGACACGCAGAACUCCACCUUUUCCGAGCUCUUCCAGAAGGAGCACCCAGAGCGCUUCAUCCAGUGUUUCAUCGCCGAGCAGAACAUGGUGAGCGUGGCCCUGGGCUGCGCCGCGCGGGGCCGCGCCGUCGCGUUCGCCUGCACCUUUGCCGCCUUUCUCACCCGAGCCUUCGAUCAGAUCAGGAUGGCGGCCAUCUCUCAGGCCAACAUCAACCUGGUCGGUUCCCACUGCGGGGUGUCGGUGGGGGAAGACGGACCCUCCCAGAUGGCCCUGGAGGACCUGGCCAUGUUCCGGAGCGUCCCCGGCUGCACCGUCUUCUACCCCAGCGACGCCGUGUCCACGGAGAACGCCGUCCGCCUGGCGGCCAACGCCAAAGGGAUAUGCUUCAUCCGCACCAGCCGCCCGGACACCGCGGUCAUCUACGCCCCGCAGGAGCGUUUCGAGAUUGGACAGGCCAAGGUCGUCCGCCAGAGCGCCGAUGACCAGGUCACGGUGGUCGGAGCUGGGGUCACCCUGCACGAGGCCUUAGCAGCCGCCGAGGAGCUUUCUCAAGAAGGGAUUUCCAUCCGGGUCGUUGACCUCUUUACCGUGAAACCGCUGGACGCCGCUACCAUCAUCUCCAGCGCCAGAGCCACGGGAGGCCGGGUCGUCACGGUGGAGGAUCACUACCGAGAAGGCGGCCUCGGAGAGGCCGUGUGUGCCGCCGUCUCCAGGGAGCCCGCCGUGCUCGUGCACCAGCUGGCGGUGUCGGAAGUGCCUCGGAGCGGGAGGCCCAGGGAACUGAUGGAUAUGUUUGGAAUCAGUGCCAGACACAUCGUGGCCGCUGUGAGGUCUGCUUUAAUGCAGGAAAACAACUGA
Molecule: messenger RNA, 1881 nt
Organism: Lepus europaeus (European hare)
Lineage: Eukaryota; Metazoa; Chordata; Mammalia; Lagomorpha; Leporidae
Gene: TKTL2
Product: transketolase like 2
Exons: 1
Coding region: 1-1881 (626 amino acids)
Molecular function (GO): transketolase activity; thiamine pyrophosphate binding
Source: RefSeq, a predicted model, not a curated record